CUUUGCUAUCUUCGCAACCCAUAGCUUUACAAACUUCUCGUUGGCCAGCUAACAACGGCAACUUAGCUGAAGCACGAGUUUUAACUUGGAUUUACUAGCAAAGAACAGCAUGGCGUCGUUCAGAAUUGACGAUAUUUUAGCGCGACCACAAGUAUCCCGGUCCGAAACUAGCAGUGGAAUUGGUGCAUCAACCCCGAUACCAAAUUAUCAACAGUUAAGCUUUGGCGUAGACCAAAUACUCGCACGACACGAAACGGAACAAAGAGAAAGACUACCUGUGUUAGGUGCUUAUCCACUGGUUCCUAAUGCAUGUGAUCACUUACACACAACAUAUUGGGCUUCACCCUAUUUAGCUGCGCAUACGCAGCCUUUACUUUAUGGAUCACUCCUUCAUUCAAAUUGUGAAGCUUGCUACAGCCAUACUCCAUACUCAUACAGCUCAUUAACAGCAGGAAUGUAUGGCGAAUAUGGCACCUCUGUUCUAAACAAAACUAUAUCAGGCCAAGUUCUACCCGGCCAACCAAAGCCGAGGAAACCAAGGAGGCCCUGGACAAGGGCAGUGUUUUCUAAUCUUCAGAGGAAGGGACUGGAAAAACGCUUCCAGCUACAGAAAUAUUUAACAAAAUCCGAUCGACAUCAGGUGGCAUCUAUGUUAGGGUUGUCUGACAACCAAGUGAAAGUCUGGUUUCAAAACAGGCGAAUGAAAUGGAGACAGGAAGCGAGAGAGACAAUAGCUACCGGAAGCCCUGAGGAAGGUUCAGAUAAGCAAGACCAGUAGUUUACAUUUCCUCGCGGUCGCACUAUUUUUAAGUUCAAGGAAGAGAAAGACCUAUCAUCUCUUCACCGAGCAAUAAAAUAAAUUAGUUACGGAUGAAAAUAUCUAUCCGAAGUUAGUUAAAUCCCGGAGUUUAAAUUAUUAGGUGAUAAACUUAUCAUCUCCGUGUACAGAAGUUUAGAAAUUCUUGACGUAAAUUCCAAUUGCCCAUUUCUUGUAAGUCCUGAUGGUAACCGGAUUCAAAAGCUGGUUUUUUUACUUUGUGUACAUUUAGGAUCAAAAUAAUAGUGGCUGUGAUAUUCAAACCAUGAAAAUAUUAGUAGCAGAAACUUCUCUUUUCCUUUAUAGACCUAGAUUUUGAAAUAAGGCUUCGUACCCUUAAAGUAACCGGGACCUCGAGUAUGGGGCGUCAGGUCCAGUAAUUUGGUUAAGUUUCGUUUAAUCUACAGUCGAAUAAUCAUACACUCUAAGUCUGAGAGUUUUUGCGUAUUCUCGAGGCUUUGCUACCUUCCUCUUUUUACGAAAUUUUGAAAGCUGCCCGCAGUUUGAAAGCGAGGCUAGUUGGUAAAAUAGGCUCCUCUGGAUAAACUUUGGAUCGUGUAAAGGUUUCUGAUUGCUUCUAUUACAUGAUUUGUGAAAUCUAUGAGCUCAAAAGCUUUUGAAAACAGCAAUCAUAUGAUAAACCACGUACCAAGAAGGUGCCAAAUACGAAACUCAAACAUCAAGAUUGCUGGCAUUUGUAAAAAGGCAUAUACAUACAUAAAGUUCAAUGUUUAAAAAAGUGUUUACGCUGUCGUGAUUCGUUAUAACUUUUCAGAGGCUUUUCCUGUUAGAGAAAG
Stylophora pistillata is the source of this 1614-nucleotide messenger RNA. RefSeq lists its product as uncharacterized. NCBI's taxonomy places the organism in Eukaryota, Metazoa, Cnidaria, Anthozoa, Scleractinia, Pocilloporidae. Gene Ontology annotation, molecular function: DNA-binding transcription factor activity, RNA polymerase II-specific; sequence-specific DNA binding. Gene Ontology annotation, biological process: regulation of DNA-templated transcription. The record is from RefSeq and is a predicted model, not a curated record.